CCCGCCACCAGUGCACUCCGAACGGCCGCGGUAGCCACACGCGAAACACAUCACCGCCCUUACUACCAUCAUGGUCAUAGUGUACAUACUAUUUUUGGCAUAAAACGACUUUAAACAUACUUACUAACGAAUCACAUAUUGCACAAAUGAAACUAGAUGUACAUUAUGGCCACCGUAUGGUAGGGAGGCGCGUCGCCGCUAAAUCAUGUUUGGUUCGGAUUCGUAAGUGGUUGGACGGCUCUAGAAAAAAAUCACGAAAUGCUCUUCCCCUGUCUACCAACAAGAAGAAGGCGCAAGCAACUGCCGGUUCCAACGCUAGUAUCCUAGGCAGCCCACCGAACUCAGGACGCAAGGUGCAAGCUCAGCGCAAGUUCGCGCAGGGAGCCAUCGUGCCGCACUCGAACAAUGUGCCGGAUCGCAGGCGUGACGUUACGCCCAGAGAAGACCAGGGCCAUCGAUUGGGUCAGAACACCAUGGUCAAGAUGCACGCCAAGAACCUUCUCGACGUGGUUGCGUUUAAAAACAUGCAUAGUCACUUGCAACCGUUUGUACUACUAAAACGACUUCCCGAAUCUUCCGUCGAGAACGGGAAUCAGUCAGCCGAGAAGGAGAGGGGUCCAGAAAGCAGUAACAGCGCUACAAUGACGCCCGGCUUGUACAAACGGCUUGCGCGGACCAAACAGUUGGCCAAUAUGAAAACUAAACAAAUGCACACGAUGAAACUAAGGUCACGCCAAGUACAACAGCCGAAGAAUGUGAUUAAGAACAACAAGAGGAAGCUAGAACCACCGCCGCCGACAAGGGCAAAGCGCCGGCGCGUCAUGCAGCCCUCUAUCUCGGAGUACAGCGUGGACGACUACAAGCCGCUCACGUACUUCACCACAAGACAGACACCGCCCGUGACGCGCUCUAAGCCGAGGCCGCCAUUGCCUGGACGAGCUGGGGCCACUGUCAAGACUAAGGUUAAAGAUAACAGUAAGUCGAAGACGCCUGCUCCGGUACCUUCCACAGUAACGUCGUGCGAUAUGUCUCACUCGGAGGAGCUGCUAGCCAACAUAUCAUUAGCGAUGGACCGGCGCGUCAUCUGCCACGCGGACCUCUUCAACUUCAGCAGUGGAAUGCCGAGCGACCUCAACGAGAAGCUCAUUGCUAACGGCCUGAAGCCAAUAGACAGGGCACAGGCUUCACGCUUAUUCGUUAAGCUGGACGGGCCGUACUAUAGCAGCUCACAGAUCGCGCGCUGGGUCGACACCUGCACCCAGACCGCGGCUCCUUCCGGCGACAGCUCCUCCGAAAUAUUCAAAACGCCGCUGCCCCCACCGCCGAUGACGAGGCAGAUCAGAGAGCCGAGCUUGGAUAUCAUAACAAAAUGCGAAGAAGACACCUUAUCCACCGUCUCGCAUUUCACCCAUUCCACUUCUCUCACCCCCUGCCCCAAAUCUCCCGUCCCUAUUCCCGCUAUAUACGACUGCCCCUCCAAUAAGUACAUGACCGUGACAGACGUUCUGCGCGCUUCCCAAGCAGAGAAGGAAUCUAGAUGUAACGAGUGCACGGGGUGCAACAGAGUGGAGAAAGUGCACAAGAUAGAGGCUCUCGUGACCUCGCCACUCGGUGGUAAAAACGAAUUGAUUGAAGAUAUAUAUGAAUUCAAACCCUCUGACGAUUUAGAUUCCUCGGAAGUGCAUUUGGGUCGGUACAGGGGGAGGCGAUCGAACAGGGAAGGCGACGCGAAAUCUUGUUUGCCUUCAACAAGUACUUCGACCGAUGAACAUUACAACCUUAAUAUUCUUCCCGAAAACAGCACCCAUAUUAUUCAAAUUAUAUGUGUGAAAGAUAGUAAAACUAUCUUACGCGCCAGCUUCGUUCCAAAGUCUCUAGCGAAUUCCGCUAAAGAGCUAUUGUUGAUCGAAGACGAGAGCUUGCUCGACCAACUAGUAACAAAUCUUACAGCUACCAAGCAUAAUGAAAAAAUGGUGACAACGGAUGGUGACAACGUGAUGAUAGCUGACGAAUAUACUGAAACAGAGCCAGUUACACUGGAGGCACCGGUUACCCAAGCUGACUUGGAGCCGAACACCAACUCUAGCCGAAAGAAGCCAACACCAAGAGCUGUUAGACUGGAGCAACGAAAAAUACCAAAAAGAAGUUCAAGCGGUCCCGGCCCCUCAGUAUCCAAGAAUACACCAAUUGGCCACACAGAUGCACAGUCUAAUUUAGUCGUCAUGUCAGACGUCAGCAUGCCAUCGACAAACGGCACUACUAUGCCACGACUACACGAAACCGAUAACUAUCGUCCUGAAAGUGUCAUUUCUAAUGCAACCGAUACGCAGGCAGGAGAGAGUACAUCGUUUCAGGAAGACUGUGUUACAGAUCUUGACGCUCAAUCUAGCCGCGCCUCAACUUCCAACAGACCAUUCGCUAAUAGUAUCGAAAAUGUUGUCUCUCUCCAAUCAGAAGUGAUACCUGAUACACCAGAACCGCCUAAAGAACGGGAAACAAGAAGCUCCGAAGCGACAAAGACAAACAAUAAAACCACAUUUCCAAGGAGUUUGGAAGGCGCUAAGUGUGUGGACGCGCCUGUCUUUUAUCCGACCGAAGAGGAAUUCCAAGAUCCGAUAGCCUACUUCGAUAAAAUAAUGCCGGCCGCUGCCAAAUUUGGACUGUGCAAAAUAGUCGCUCCAGCCGGGUUCAAACCCACAUGCGUCAGCAACGACAACAUCCGGUUCAAUGUGAUGAAUCAAUAUGUGGCGCGGAUGUACAGCCGCUGGGGGCCAGCACAGCGGGAGAUGUCCGCCAUUAAGGCUUACCUCGCGUCACAGAGCGUCCGCUUCAUCAGGGCGCCGCUGCUGGACUGCAUGGAGGUUGACCUGCCGAAGCUAUACCACAUGGUACAGCACAACGGCGGUCUGAAGAAGGUAAUUGAGAAGAAGCGAUGGGCGCGCGUCGCCAGCGAAAUGCGCAAUAGCAGGAACCUCUCGCCAGGCAAGAAGCUCGACUACAUAUAUGUCAAGUAUAUCCUGCCGUACGGGACGCUCUCGCACGCGGAACGUCAAGACAUGAUGCGUAAAGUGGACCAUUGCUGGUACAAAAAGAACCAAAAAAUGCUCGACCGGGCAUUGAACCCGUUGCACAGACAGAAGAAGAUGCUCGGCGAAUCGGACUCGUCAGCCGAUGAGGAGGAGGAUGAUGACGAGGAAGUGAACUUCGCUCUGCUGGAGUCCGAGGACUGCGUCGUUCUCGGACGGAACAUGAACCUCGCCAUGUUCAAGAGGACGGCAGCGAAUGUGAAGAUGGUGCAGUUCCCGCGUACACCGAAGCCCAAGGCCGGAGACAUAGAGUCGAAGUAUUGGAAGACCGUGCUGCUUGGCACCGACCACGUAUGUGUGAACUCCGCCUCGAUCGACACCGGCAACGAGGGCUACGGAUUCACCAAAAACAAGAACGACCCCUAUGGCAAGCACCCGUGGAAUCUGAAGAUGGUGAGCCAGAACCCGGGCAAUGUGUUGCGGUCGUUGGGACCGGUGAUGGGUGUGACAUCGCCUACGCUGCAUCUCGGCAUGUUAUACUCCACCAGCUGCUGGCAUAGAGACCCUCACGGACUGCCCUGGGUUGAAUACAUGCAUACGGGACCCAGGAAGAUAUGGUACGGCAUACCGGGCGAGCAAAGCGAGAACUUCCGCAGCGCGGUAGAGAAGUUGUGCCCCACAUCGUGCCAGAACAAGUCGAUAUGGCUGCCCUCUGACAUCACCAUGAUCCCGCCUAACUUACUUUGCGAACACAACGUGUCUCUGUCUCGGGUCACGCAGGAGCCCGGCACGUUCAUCAUAGUGUUCCCGAAGGCGUACUCCUGCUCGAUAGCAACGGGAUACACGCAGUCCGAGAGUGUGUACUUCGCCACUAGCUCCUGGUUGGAUAGUGUUCAUCAUAUAUUCCAGGAGCUGCGACAGAGCUGCGAGCCGACGAUGUUCUCGCUGGAGCAGCUGCUUAUGAGCGUCGCCAAGGACUCGCGCGUUUCGCUCAGGAUCCUGCAGAAGGUUCACUCGCAUCUCAGCCCGAUAGUGAAUGAGGAGCUGGCCAACCGGCGCACUCUCGCCGAAAGGGGGGUCAAGUUCACCAACACUGAGAGCCGCAACCGCAAACCGAACACGUGCCGCCGCCCCAGGUGGAACUCUCGCGGGCAGGACGAGUGCGAAAUUUGCCGCACCACGCUCUACUUCUCAAUGGUGACGAACACGGCCGGCAAGCGUAUAUGCUUGUGCCUGCAGCAUGCCCUGCAGCUGAUGGAUGCGCCGAAACAAGACUCUACUACGGUGUACGAGGUGGUUACCGUCAUCAGCGAUGCCGAGCUGCAGACCACCCUCGCCAACGUGCAGAAGCGAUUGUCGCUAUAAACUGCAACAGGUGGAAGUAACGAACGUAAUUCUAAAUUUGUCGCCCUGAGAUGCCGGCCGAGACAAUAAAAAGACAUUUUGAACAACACGAUUGUAGAACGGCAUCUUCUCAGCGGCUUUACUUUCUCAUUAAGGUUUUUUACUUGGUAUUGGUAAAAUGUUGUCGGGGCUGGCCGUCGCGUAUCUUGUUUUGUUGGAUUUGCUGACUGUUUUGGAUAUGUGGAUACAGCCCAUUGGGCUGGUGUCUAGGUGACCCGAUUGUGUCACAUAGGGCUGUCACUAAUCCCCCUAGGCACCGUAGAAAAUGCCGCCCCAUCACCAAAUUUAACAUUAGUUUUUUUUUUUUAUUUAUACGCCGAAUUCCCCGCCUUAAAAAAUUUGCUACCUUAUACACUAGCCCCUAGUUCUUUUAGUAUAAUUUCAACGUUGAUUUUUAAGUCAAACUGUGUUCUAUUGAAUUAUAGUUUUAGGAUCAGGAUUGAUUUGUAAAAUGUUUGCUGGUCAAAGCCAGCCUUAGCUGCAUAAUAUCCUUUAUGUUUUGUGGGAUUACUUGCCCAUUUCAUGGUAUUUGACGGUUGAUCAAUCAGGCAUCUUAUAACUGAUUGUAUCUAGGUUUUUACUUGUUACUUAAACUUUUAGAUCUUCAUUAUCAUUUUUUUAACCAUUAACAAUGUUAAUGGAUAAAAAAAAAUUAGAGAAUUUAUUUAUUUUGACAAUGGAGUAAUUUCGUUUCUCUGGAAUUUUGAACGAAUUUGACAAUCUCAGGGAUAUACGAGCUAAGUGCACUCUGUUGAAAGCAGCACUGAUUUUCUUUAAGACUGCGAUUAAUUUCACCAUUAAGGAUUGUUAGUAGGUAAGAAAAUACGUAACUAUUUGAUUAUUAAUUACCAUAAAAGAUAUUAGUCUCUAUUUUAAGUUCUAAACGAAUUAAUGUCAACAUAAUUUGAACUUAGUUUUCGCCCGUCUUAAUCAAAUGGGUGUGAAAUUAAAAAAUAAUAUUAUCGCGAUAAUAAAGUCCGGCAAAGAUGCAUUUGUGAUUAUUGAUUUUAAUGCAGUAUAAUUAUUAAGUCAUCCGUAACUUAGGUCAGCAAGUUAAAUAGCUUCCAGAAAAUGAAUAGCAAUCUUAAAUGGACAAGUAUUAUACUAGGUGGUAGGUCUUAUAUGCAAGGGGCCGCCUGGGUAGGUACCACCACAGUGUCUAAUUCUAUCGCUAAACAGCAGAGUGCAAGCAGUGUUGUGUUACGGUUUGAAGGGCACUGUAGCCAGAUUAAUUACUGGGCAUUGUGAGACUUAACGUCUAAUGUCUCAGUGACGUGUGAUACUUCACGCGUGUACACCACAAUCAAGUUUAAAGUAUUCAGUGUGAUUGCUAUUCUUUUUGCGCAGGCGCCUUGUCGAACGUCGGAUGACUAGCUCAUCUUAUCCCCAUAGGGUUUUAAAAUAUACAACACUGUCAGGUCUACUACUAAAUGAAAAAAAUACAUUUUAGGCAUACAAUGUUACUUCUGUAGGCAUCCUGAUAUAUGGAACCUUUCCCCUAAGAAGUCAUACUUAAUAAUGUUUCCUUUUUAGUGACGUAGCUUACACACUUCUCCCAAUAUGUUUUUUAGCAUUUUCUGAAAAAAAUAAUUGAAAUACAUUCCAACCAAAUAAUGGUAAAUAUAUUUUAAUCACCCCUGUCUGAUUGUUGACGUUCUUUGACCAAAUGGAUGAUAGUGACAGCACAAGGUUCUGAAUUAUCAUAACAAAAAUUGACAUAUCUGUCGAAUAACUAUAUUAUUUUUAUUUAACCGUAUGGCUUAAUGGUUCUACCAACACCGACUCUCCAAGGUAAAUAUAGUCGUACUUCUCUAUCUUAACUAGUCGAUAUACUAAAGUAUUAUAAUAUAUACCUGAAAUAUAAUUUCAAUCUUUAUCUUCACUAGCCGAGAAGAAAAUUCGGCUCAUGUCGAACACACGUUGUCUAAGUCCCUCAAUUAAUUCGCUCUCGAUUCGCCGUUCCUGUGAUUGUAUGUAGAAUACUUUACCAAAGCAGUAUACCACUUAUAAGAGGUCGCUGGGCACAUAUACAUUUUUUUAACAAAGCCCCAUUGUAAAUGGCACUUUAUAUGAGAUUACUCCAAAUGGUAUUGGUCUUCUUUCAAGAUCUAUAAUUACUCAUCAAUUGCAGAUUUAAAUAAGUGUCAUAUCUAGAUGUCAUUCCAACAGUAACUACCAACAUACAUAUCGAUCUCUAACUAACUGUGAUAUAAAACACAAGCUUAACCGUUGUUAAACUCAGUGAAACAUACAUACCAUUCCGAUUGUUUUAUAAAAUGAUUAUAAAAACAAUGAACAGCAUGAUAGUGACUUUUGAAUGCAUUUAAGGUGCCCAAAGACAGAAUUAGAUGAAAAAUAAAAUAGUUAUAAAUCGGUUUUAAUUUAAACCCUUGUGAACUACACAACAAUAUUUAGGCUGUUCACAAGAAGAAACGAAAUUACUUUACAUAAUCAUAACAUGAAAACAUUGAAAAAUUAAUUGUUUUUGUUGUGAAUUAAAUUAAUUUUAACAUUGGACGCAAAAUUACUACCGACCGGAUUUGUUAAGGUACAAGGUAUUCGGAAUUAUUAACAUAUGUAAUCAUAGAGGUAGUGGAUAUGCUCGCGGUCAAAACCUGCCUAACCCUCCAGUUUUCAUUGUCUUGUAGUGUUAUAAUUACUUUAUAGUAAUUAUGUACUUAUGUACAGCCUAUGUUGAAAUUUAAAUAAUAAUUUAUUCCUGCCGAUUUUUCUUAUAAUGUACCUAACUGCAAUAACAUAGGAAGCGUUGAUGCCACGUACAUUUCCCGUAAGUAUUGAUAGUAUUAUUUUUGAUGCAGUACGUCCGUGCAGUUUCUGAUCACGAGCAUGCAUUAGAGACUUAGCUAGUCCUCUACAAUUGGACGGUUUUGAUUUGCCACAUUCCCUUGAGUUCUCUGCGUUCAGAUUAUCAUUGAGUGUGUAAAUAUUUUACAAUGGGGUAAACAGUUUAGAUAAAUGCUGUUUUC
This is a messenger RNA of Manduca sexta (tobacco hornworm), 7417 nucleotides long. It is a transcript of the gene Jarid2, whose product is annotated as protein Jumonji. Gene Ontology annotation, biological process: chromatin remodeling. Bases 147 to 4391 code for a protein of 1414 amino acids. The transcript is spliced from 14 exons. Lineage: Eukaryota; Metazoa; Arthropoda; Insecta; Lepidoptera; Sphingidae. The record is from RefSeq and is a predicted model, not a curated record. Gene Ontology annotation, molecular function: histone demethylase activity; DNA binding. Gene Ontology annotation, cellular component: nucleus.